AUGCCCCGCUCCUUCCUGGUAAAGAAGAUCAAAGGGGACGGCUUCCAGUGCAGCGGGGUGCCGGCCCCCACCUACCACCCCUUGGAGACUGCCUACGUGCUGCCUGGCGCCCGGGGGCCGCCCGGGGACAACGGUUACGUCCCGCACUGCCUGCCCCCCAGCAGCUACGAUGUGGACCAGAAGCCGGGCCUGGAGCUGGCGCCGGCCGAGCCCGCGUACCCGCCGGCGGCGCCGGAGGAGUACAGCGACCCCGAGAGCCCGCAAUCUAGCCUGUCGGCGCGCUACUUCCGCGGGGAGGCGGCGGUGACCGACAGCUACUCCAUGGACGCCUUCUUCAUCUCGGACGGGCGCUCGCGCCGGCGGCGCGGCGGGGGCGGCGGGGACGCGGGAGGCGCGGGGGACGCCGGGAGCGGCGGGGGGCGCGCGGGGCGCGCGGGGGCGCCGGCGGGCGGCGGGCACCGGCACGCGUGCGCCGAGUGCGGCAAGACGUACGCCACGUCGUCGAACCUGAGCCGCCACAAGCAGACGCACCGCAGCCUGGACAGCCAGCUGGCCCGCAAGUGCCCGACGUGCGGCAAGGCGUACGUGUCCAUGCCCGCGCUGGCCAUGCACGUGCUCACGCACAACCUGCGCCACAAGUGCGGCGUGUGCGGCAAGGCCUUCUCGCGGCCCUGGCUGCUGCAGGGCCACAUGCGCUCGCACACGGGCGAGAAGCCGUUCGGCUGCGCGCACUGCGGCAAGGCCUUCGCCGACCGCUCUAACCUGCGCGCGCACAUGCAGACGCACUCGGCCUUCAAGCACUACCGCUGCCGCCAGUGCGACAAGAGCUUCGCGCUCAAGUCCUACCUCCACAAGCACUGCGAGGCCGCCUGCGUCAAGGGGGCCGAGCCACCCCCGCCGCCCCCCGUCGGCCCCGCCAGCUGA
Messenger RNA from Phacochoerus africanus (Common warthog), 924 nucleotides. It is a transcript of the gene SCRT2, whose product is annotated as scratch family transcriptional repressor 2. Lineage: Eukaryota; Metazoa; Chordata; Mammalia; Artiodactyla; Suidae. The coding region runs from base 1 to 924 and encodes 307 amino acids. The record is from RefSeq and is a predicted model, not a curated record. The transcript is spliced from 2 exons. Gene Ontology annotation, biological process: regulation of DNA-templated transcription. Gene Ontology annotation, molecular function: DNA-binding transcription factor activity, RNA polymerase II-specific; RNA polymerase II cis-regulatory region sequence-specific DNA binding.